GUCAAAACUUAGUUUCUUUUUCAACACGCACACGCCAUCGAAAAAAGUAUUCUCAAAUCGAUAAUACUCAAUUGAGCAACGAUGAACAGGAAAUAAGCAACAUCGAACAGAAAUCAAGUGCUAAUUCAAGUAAUGGUGAACAGGAACUAAGCAAUAUUGAACAAGAAUCAAGCGCAAAUGAACAAAUAUUAAACGAUCAAAUGCUAAGUAAUACUGAAAUUAAAGAUUUAGAAUCAAUCACCAACUACGAAUUAGAUUUUCAGGAAGCUAGUGAAAAUACGUCUGAUAAUGAACUACUAACAGAUUCAAAUUCGGUAUUAAACAGCGAAUCAAGUGAAGAUAAUCAUACUACUAUUCAAUUAUCUCCCAGAUUUCCAGAAGCUUUGAGACUUUUGGAAAUCAAAGCUCAUUCUAAUAUGACGAAUGAAAUGUAUUGUAAAAUAAUAGAUGCUUUUAGUGAACAAAAUGUAUCUUUAUAUCGUGCUACUAAAAAACUAUCGAGUCUAAUAUCAAUUGAUCCAAUAUGGAUUGAUUGUUGUGUGAAAAGUUGUUGUGCUUUCACUGGAAAUUUGAAAGACCUACGAGAAUGCCCA
Molecule: messenger RNA, 593 nt
Organism: Cetraspora pellucida
Lineage: Eukaryota; Fungi; Glomeromycota; Glomeromycetes; Diversisporales; Gigasporaceae
Source: the annotation of a GenBank genome assembly